Messenger RNA from Olea europaea var. sylvestris, 1003 nucleotides. Its product is annotated as bidirectional sugar transporter SWEET5. The transcript is spliced from 6 exons. NCBI's taxonomy places the organism in Eukaryota, Viridiplantae, Streptophyta, Magnoliopsida, Lamiales, Oleaceae. Gene Ontology annotation, biological process: carbohydrate transport. Gene Ontology annotation, cellular component: membrane. The record is from RefSeq and is a predicted model, not a curated record. Bases 108 to 824 code for a protein of 238 amino acids. Gene Ontology annotation, molecular function: sugar transmembrane transporter activity.
CUCAUUCUCCCUCAUCAUCAUGAUCUGCUUCAACAUCUUGUCCUCUUAUCAUUAAUUUUCUCACCUCGUAUCGUUUUUCUAGUGUGAUUAUCUUUUGAGGCUCCAACAUGGUGGACGCAGAAACAUCUAGGACAGUUAUUGGAAUCAUUGGCAAUAUCAUCUCAUUCUUCCUCUUCCUCUCUCCUGUCCCAACAUUCAUCAAGAUCCGGAAAGCGAAAUCUGUGCAAGGAUUCAAACCAGAUCCAUACGUCGCAACAGUGCUGAAUUGUGCUAUGUGGGUGUUCUAUGGUCUUCCCAUUGUUCAUCCCGACAGCCUUCUCGUCGUCACUAUCAACGGCGUAGGGUUCAUCAUUGAAAUCUCCUAUGUCACCAUCUUCUUCCUCUUCUCCAAUUGGGCCAUGCGCAAAAGGAUUACUAUGGCUUUGAUCGUUGAGCUCGUAUUCUUGUUCAUUGUGGUUUUCAUCACCUUGACAUUUCUCCAUGGCCACAAGGAUAGAUCAAUGCUCGUUGGAAUAUUGUGCAUCAUAUUCAACACAAUCAUGUAUACAUCACCCUUGACUGUCAUGCGACGAGUUAUCAGUACCAAGAGUGUAAAAUACAUGCCAUUUUUCUUAUCACUAACCAACUUUGCAAAUGGCUCCAUCUGGUUUUCAUAUGCACUCAUCAAGUUUGAUCCCUAUCUCAUGGUUCCAAAUGGUUUAGGAAUGUUGUCGGGAUUAGUUCAGCUUGUUCUUUACGCGACUUAUUACAGGAUGACAGACUGGGAUGAGGAUGAGAAGUCGACUGAGAUUGAACUCCCGAGGGCUAAUUAUGCUGGUGUCUGAGAGAAUUGCCAAUGUGCUGUUGCAUAUCUUUAAUGUAUUUCCAUUAUUAUCCCAUUUAAUUAACUUACUCUUGAUUCUUUCAUAUAUGUUUCUUGGGCAACUUAAUGAGAUGGAUAAUGUGACUUUAUGUAAACCCUUACACCAUAUAUGCAAUAAACAUUUUGACAUAUCAACCUAUG